Messenger RNA from Vollenhovia emeryi, 1356 nucleotides. RefSeq names its product methionine aminopeptidase 1D, mitochondrial. Gene Ontology annotation, molecular function: metalloaminopeptidase activity. The transcript is spliced from 6 exons. NCBI's taxonomy places the organism in Eukaryota, Metazoa, Arthropoda, Insecta, Hymenoptera, Formicidae. The coding region runs from base 93 to 1079 and encodes 328 amino acids. The record is from RefSeq and is a predicted model, not a curated record. Gene Ontology annotation, biological process: proteolysis.
GAGAGAGAGAGAGAGAAAUCCACAUGUCUAAUUGAUUUGAUUACUGCCUCGAUAAACGGAUACGAUCGUCUCGCAAGUGAAACGAGAUAAACAUGCGCUCGACCAGGGGCAUCAUUCAAAUGGCGCGAUCCUCUAAAGGGUACCUUCUGAACUUCCUCAAGACUAUGUCGAGGGCUGGUGAUGCAAAGACACCCAAGUUCACUGAUAUCCGCAAUGAUAAUUCCUUCGGAAGAUACGCCAUAGUCCAACCUUGGCUGGUCUCCGAAAGAGCCGUCGUACCUGCGUACAUACCCCAGCCGUCCUACAGCCAGUCGGCGGUGCCUAGAAAUGGACCGACGACGCCCGAGACCAAAGAUGAAUAUCAAAUAGAGUCUAUGAGGCAGAGCUGUAAGCUUGCCAGUCGCGUUCUGCGCCAAGUCAACGCGUUAAUUAAGCCAGGUAUUACAACCGAUUUUCUCGACAAACAAGUACACGAUAUGAUUGUUGGCAACGGAGCUUAUCCCAGUCCGCUCAACUACCGCGGCUUUCCCAAGUCUAUAUGUACGAGUGUUAAUAACAUCGCUUGCCAUGGCAUUCCGGACAACAGGCCGUUACAAGAAGGCGACACACUCAAUGUUGAUAUAACAGUAUAUCUCAAUGGCUACCAUGGCGAUUGCUCGGCUAUGUUUCAAGUGGGCGAAGUAGAUACAGAAGUCAAACGACUGAUAGCGGUCACGGAAUUGUGCUUGAAGUCGGCCAUCGAAAUAUGCAAACCAAACGAACGUUUUUGCAGUAUCGGUAAUGUGAUAGAAGAGACAGCAAACAAACACAAUCUCAAUGUAAUACCUGGACUCUUAGGCCAUGGUAUCGGGACUUAUUUCCAUGGCGCUCCAGAUAUUUAUCACUUUGCAAAUGAUUUUCCCGAAACAAUGAAAGCAGGUAUGACAUUUACCAUCGAGCCAGCUCUAAGUCAAGGAGCAACGCUGAUCGAGAUUCUGGAGGAUGGAUGGACAGCUUGCACUGUCGACAAUUCUAGGACAGCUCAAGCCGAACAUACAAUUUUAAUAACAGAUACAGGAUGCGAAGUGCUUACGCUCUAGUCUAUAAUUCUGUAUCAUAUAUUGUUAUUUAUAUAAGUUUAGUAAAUAUUAUUUCUAGUAUACGUGUACAUUAAUUUGCAUAUACGUUUUAAUCUUGCGUUUUUAUGAAUAAAAAUAAAAGUUGAAUAAAAUUUAUAUUGUUACAACGAAGAUUAUUAGUGUACAGUUACCAGAAAUAAUAUUUUCUUAUCCUUACAUGUAUAUGUAAUGCAAAUGAAUGUAUAAUCGAUGAAAACUUUCAAUUUAUUUAAUUAAAAGAGAACGGAUCUUCACCAUA